Messenger RNA from Tyto alba (common barn owl), 2748 nucleotides. RefSeq names its product phosphatidylinositol transfer protein beta (gene PITPNB). The record is from RefSeq and is a predicted model, not a curated record. NCBI's taxonomy places the organism in Eukaryota, Metazoa, Chordata, Aves, Strigiformes, Tytonidae. The coding region runs from base 59 to 877 and encodes 272 amino acids. Gene Ontology annotation, molecular function: phosphatidylcholine binding; phosphatidylcholine intramembrane carrier activity; phosphatidylinositol transfer activity. Gene Ontology annotation, cellular component: cytoplasm. The transcript has 11 exons. Gene Ontology annotation, biological process: phospholipid transport.
GGCAGGACGGGCAGGCGGUGCCGGCCGCGCGUGCGCAGUGCGGGGCUGCGAGGGGAAGAUGGUGCUGAUCAAGGAAUUCCGAGUGGUUUUACCUUGCUCAGUGCAAGAGUAUCAAGUUGGGCAACUUUAUUCUGUGGCAGAAGCUAGCAAAAAUGAAACAGGAGGUGGUGAAGGAAUUCAAGUCUUAAAAAAUGAGCCUUAUGAAAAGGACGGCGAGAAGGGGCAAUAUACUCACAAAAUUUAUCAUUUAAAGAGUAAAGUUCCUGGUUUUGUAAGGAUGUUUGCUCCAGAAGGCUCCCUGGUUUUCCAUGAGAAGGCUUGGAACGCGUAUCCCUACUGUAGAACAAUUGUGACAAAUGAAUACAUGAAAGAUGACUUCUUCAUAAAAAUUGAGACCUGGCAUAAACCAGAUUUGGGGACAUCAGAGAAUGUGCACAAUUUAGAUCCAAACACAUGGAAGAGUGUUGAAGUUGUCCAUAUUGACAUUGCAGAUAGAACUCAAGUAGAACCAGGAGACUACAAAGCUGAUGAAGACCCUGCAUUAUUCCAGUCAGUUAAGACGAAGAGAGGACCUUUGGGGCCAAAUUGGAAGAAAGAGCUAGCAACUGAUGAAGACUGUCCUAAAAUGUGUGCUUACAAGUUGGUGACUAUCAAAUUUAAAUGGUGGGGACUGCAGAACAAAGUUGAAAACUUUAUACAAAAGCAAGAAAAAAGGAUAUUUACCAACUUUCAUCGUCAGCUGUUCUGUUGGAUUGACAAGUGGAUUGAUCUGACUAUGGAAGACAUUAGGAGAAUGGAGGAUGAAACCCAAAAGGAGCUGGAAGCAUUACGUAAUCAAGGCCAAGUCAGAGGAACAAGUGCUGCCAAUGAUGAAUGAUGAUGGAUUUAACCGUCACAUGCAGUGUUGAUAUACAAAUGUGUGUGUGGAUGCAUGAUUAUUUGUAUAUAAUUAUAUAUACGCACAUGCAUACUGAAGAGGGUUGUUACAGUGUCUCCAGGGUACUAUACCUGUCCUCAGCAAAGAUUCAAAGGAAACUGCUUUCAUUAUGUAUACCUGAAGCAAAUAAAAAUCAACUGAGUAGUGUCAUUUAAAGGAUGAAUUAACUGCAGAAUUAUGCUAACUGGUAUGUUUCAUGAAUGUCAAUACUGGACCAAUUUAUUCCCUCCUUGUUUUUUUCCUGUCUUGAGUCACUCUGCUAUAACUUGCCCCAUAUCUCAUUGUAAAGAAACAGAUUCAAAUAAGUUAAUUUCAGUUUUGUGUUUUCCCUAUGUGAUUAUUUUUGGAAUAGGAACAAUGAAUGUAUUUAUAGCUAUUUAUUUCUGGAUUGUCAUUAUCCUAUAGUCAAAUCAGAAAAAAAUUUCUAUUAGUGGAAAUUGGAGGACUUUUACUGUUGAAUAAGUUUAACCCAAACUUUACCCAUUCACUGAUUUAAAAGAAAAAAAAAAAAAUCAUGUUUUAUUGGACUUUUGUACAUUGAAAUGCUAAUGGUUUUUCUUCAUUAAAAUUGGCAAGAUUAAGGAAAAAUGGCUUGUGAUUUAUAAAAUAAUUGCAACUUGAAAUUUUCCAGAAGCUGGCUUUAUAGACAAAGAUACUGGCAAUACUUGUAGAAUACUUCAAGUAUUUCUUAGGCCGUGCAGUGGAAGUGAAGGGGGCCGAUAGCCCUUCCCUAACGUGAUACUUCCUGUUAAUGAAGUGGCUGUUUUCCAGAGUUUCACUUUGGAAGCUAUGCAGAUGGUCUUGAUUUCACACACAUUACGCAAUGGAAUAUAAUUGUGAUUUUAGCUCUUUUCAUGUUGAAAAUACACUUUAAAAAGAGAUGUAUACUUUCAGAUAUGAUGAAAGUUUAAAUUGUAGCAUCUGACGUAUUUCUCUGAUAUUUGUUAGGAGUAGACACGUAAAAGAAAAAAUGGUGUAAUAAAGACCUGUAGAUAACUCUCGGAUAGGGAAAAUGUCUUCAGCAUUUUUUAAAAAAAUAUUCAGAACAUAUCAUAGAUAUAUAUUAUCAAAAUGCUUGCUAGAUUGGAAACAAAUUAUUUUAAAAACACUAGUUAGAUAAAGUUCUACUGAUGCCUGGUUUCCUCUCAGAAGCCUCGGUGGGGCAAGCCUUGCUUAAGCUUCCAUCUUUAUAAUCUCGUGUACACCCAAGUAUUUUGGAAUCAUUCUGGACCUGUUUUGCUUACAAAAGGAGUGAUCUGAUUUCCAUUACGGGCACUGACAGAAUUUUCCUGAACUUCCAGGGUGGGCCAGGUCUGCCGUGGGACGGGCCCUGCCGGUGCGUGCGGCCGCCAGCCUGAGGCCCUUUGUCCCUCUCCUGUGUAACUGCACCCUCCUACCCUCUGUGCUGCAAAGUCUUAUUUUAUUUUAUUCCCUUUCUGGAUUAGCAGUUGAAUGGUUGUUUGUCCUCUACCAUCGGGAGGUUGGUUUUGUAAAUAUGCGUAGAGACAUGCACACACACACAUGCAUAUGAUUUUAAAAGUGUUUGCAGCCAGGAGGGCUGCUGCACACCCGGGAACCCAAGGGCUCAGUUCUCUCUUCAGUGCUGGAAUACAAGUCCCACUGUCAUUAAUGUGAGUCAUAACACAAACUGAGGGAAAGGGACCCUACAGCUUUCAUGUUUUUGGACUAGUUGUGAAAAUUUGAGAGAAUCUUGUAGUGAAUGUAAAAUGUUUAGUUUACUUUGGCAGUCUCUGGUGUGACCUACAGUAAAACAGUCAAUGAAAUUUAAUUAAAUAAAUUUGGUCAUAAAA